Molecule: messenger RNA, 518 nt
Organism: Schizophyllum commune H4-8
Lineage: Eukaryota; Fungi; Basidiomycota; Agaricomycetes; Agaricales; Schizophyllaceae
Exons: 1
Coding region: 126-416 (96 amino acids)
Source: RefSeq, a predicted model, not a curated record
GGCGGGUGGCAGGUGCGUAUAGCUCUUCAUCUAAUGCCACCCGUCGCCCUUAUAUACGCUGACUUCCUGCCAGCUGGCCGCUGAGGCAAUUCCCGAUGGCAGCCGAAUGAAGCGUGCGCGUUCUCAUGGCUGCACGUCGAAGGGUGGGAGCUUGGCUUCUAUCUCGGGUCCUGAAUAGAGUGUUCACCCCAAUUCGGAUAUGCGUGUUCCAGCCUUGCAACAGGCUGCUCGCACUGCUGCUCUUCAUUGGCGAUGUCGGGCGAUUACGCAUCUUUCACCGUACGGUGCCCUGUGGGGAGAUGUCUCGCGGCGUAUCCCCGCCUGGCAUCACUUGUGUGCAGCAUCGCCAGCGGGGUUGGGCUCACCCUGCGAAACUUGGCAGCUUGACACGUAGGAUUCAUUCCUUGCCAGCGUAGGAGCGGUGGCUAUCUGGAGGGAAGGGAUGACGACUGUUGAGUGGGACGAUGAUGAUAGCUGGAGGCAACGUUGCCACAAUAUAGGAAAGUCGACGAACGAGG